AUGGACCUCAGAGCCUCCAUCUCCCUUCUUGUGCUGCUGCUUGGCCGGUCCAUGGCUCUGCCUGUCAUGGAGGACGGUGAUGAAAAUGAGAUUUUCUUUGAGGAGCCUGACAGUGUGGACAUGACUGUAACGGGACCGAGCGGUCUCAUCGUGCGGGAGGACGGUGAUGAGAAUGAGAUUCUCAUAGAGGAGUCUGACAGUGUGGACAUAACUACACAGAUUCUGGCAACCAAUAAUGCUUCCAGUGAGCUUUUAAUGGAAGGAGAUCUUGUUGUGCCAAGAACCAGGAAUGCUCUGGCUUGCUGGAACAACAACUGCUUAUGGAAGAAGUCUUCUAAUGGGAAAGUUGAGGUCCCCUACACAGUCAACUCUCAGUUUUCAUCCGCUGCUAAGAGGAAAAUUCAAAAUGCCAUGGCAACCUUCAACAGAAAAACCUGUGUUCAGUUUGUUGCUCGCUCGACUCAGAGGGACUACAUCAGCAUUGAGAACAGAGAUGGGUGCUUCUCCAGCCUUGGGAGGACAGGAGGCAAACAGGUGGUCUCCCUCCAAAAGAACGGUUGUGUUUACCACGGCAUCAUCCAGCAUGAACUCAACCAUGCUCUGGGCUUCUACCAUGAGCAAACCAGGAGUGACAGAGACCAGUAUGUGAAAAUCAACUGGAAUUACAUCAACCCACGAAUGACUCACAACUUCAAGAAACAACGCACCAACAACCUGAACACUCCAUAUGACUACUCUUCUGUGAUGCAUUAUGGGAGAACUGCUUUCACAGUCCAGAAUGGAAGGGAGACAAUCACUCCAAUUCCAAACCGAAGUGUGAAAAUUGGACAGAGACAGGGACUGUCCACCACUGACAUCCUGAGGAUCAACAAACUCUAUGGAUGCUGUGAGUAUGACCUCCUGCAUCCUAUGGUGAAACAUCGUAUAUCUUUGAGAUUGCUGAAAUGAUGAGUACUGCAAUCCAAUUCUGACAAUCUUCUCCUCUUCCAAACAGAACCAAACCCAAACUGAUGCUGUCCCAGUCUGGAACCACCACAUCACGUCUUGAUCACAGAACACAAUGUGACAGAUGAAUAUGUACUGUAGAUGU
Molecule: messenger RNA, 1090 nt
Organism: Clupea harengus (Atlantic herring)
Lineage: Eukaryota; Metazoa; Chordata; Actinopteri; Clupeiformes; Clupeidae
Product: hatching enzyme 1.2-like
Exons: 8
Coding region: 1-948 (315 amino acids)
Biological process (GO): proteolysis
Molecular function (GO): zinc ion binding; metalloendopeptidase activity
Source: RefSeq, a predicted model, not a curated record